This is a messenger RNA of Neoarius graeffei (lesser salmon catfish), 1802 nucleotides long. RefSeq lists its product as uncharacterized. The record is from RefSeq and is a predicted model, not a curated record. The transcript is spliced from 6 exons. The coding region runs from base 255 to 863 and encodes 202 amino acids. Gene Ontology annotation, cellular component: MLL1 complex; NURF complex. Lineage: Eukaryota; Metazoa; Chordata; Actinopteri; Siluriformes; Ariidae.
AGCUGAAAAGACCUGACCAAUGACGGCCUGCGACAGAAGUUUGACCAAUGAGCAUCAGCGAAAAGGAGCGGAACCUUUAUGGCGCACUAAUGGCAUUAUUUAGUUCAAAAAUAUUAUUUUAUUUAAUGUAGGAGAAAAGUAAUAACUGAGUGUUCGUUUCAGAAACAUCGGUGGCGUUUAAAGUGAGCUAACAGGAAGCGCUGUUUCGCUGAAUCUGUUAGCAACAAUAUCAGCUGGUGAGAUCAGACGGAACAAUGACCUCGGCAUCAACAAAGGUUGGCGAGAUCUUCUCUGCAGCAGGAGCUGCUUUUACUAAACUAGGGGAGCUUACCAUGCAGCUGCACCCGGUGGCGGACUCGAGUCCAGCAGGAGCUAAAUGGACGGACACAGAGAUUGAGAUGCUGCGGUCAGCUGUUAGGCGCUUUGGUGACGACUUGAACGCACUCAGCUCAGUCAUCAAGAAGCGCACAGUGGCACAAAUCAAGACAACAGUCAAGCGGAAGCUUUAUGAAGACAGUGGAGUUCCUUUGUCUUCUGACUCGCCAAAGAAAAGUACCAAGAAGGUUCCGGUUGCCAUGGCCCCCCCUCCACCACCCACAGUCAUAGCUGUGCCAACAUCUCAGGUCGUGGUGACAACAGGUUUACAGGGUCCUUCUACAGGCUCAGCUAGCAUAAAGAAACCAAAAACAGCAGAUGUUACUCUCAGUGCUCUGAAUGAUUCAGAUGCGAACAGCGAUCUUGUAGACAUUGAGGGACUCGGUGACAGCUCUGCAACAAAAAAACUCAACUUUGAUCAAGAAAGUCUGAAUCUUGACUCAAGUCUCAUCAUGAACUCCAGUGACCUGCCUCUCCUGUCCCGUUGAACCUGGCUCUCUGCUCACAACCAUAAACUAUAAAAGAAAGAAGAAAAAAAAUGAAGUUACAUCAGACUGGGCCAAACCUUCACAAGACAUGGCCUAGUCCAUGAACCAGUCUCUUUGGUUUCUACCAUAUAGAUGAAUUUAAAAACCAUUAUAGUCUUCAUGCAAGGUCAAAUUUGUAAGGCAGAUGGACUGCUUGUUUCAUUUUAUAUUCAUUAUUUUGGUCCAUUCAAAAAUUGUCUAAGACAGGUCAGCAAUGUCUUAAAAAUUCAGUCAUAUGACAUCAAUGCUUAGAUCAAUUGUCUCUGAUAAAUUCAUUUUAAAUAAUUUAUGUUGGUCUGAAGAUACACGCAUUAAUUUGUUAUAUUGGGAAUCUAUUCCCCUGUCAAGUGUCUGGGAAUACAAGAAGAUGCCAUUUUCCUGUACUGUUUGUCCUGGUGUCAGCUUAUAUAAGCAAGUUCUAACUCGAGUUUGUCCAUUAUGUCAGACAGAUAGAAAUCUGCAUGCAUUCUGUACAUGACUGAGUGCAACACAACACUUGUUUACUCUUUGCUUGAUCACUUGUUUCCAUAAGGUCACCACUGCAUGUUUCAAAGGACCAAUACAAACUGAAAUAACUAUUUGUAAAAGUUGAAUUUUAAAAAUGUUAUUCACUUUUUGGGGGGGAUGGUCUAACCUUUUCUCACAGGGGACUCUGUCAGUAAUUUAGUUUCUGCUAAAUUAUACAUGAGCAAUUUAACAUCAUGUCAAGCCUAUUUAUCCCUGAACAGAUAUUCUGUGACAGUUUUAAACACUGGUCUGGUGUAAAACAUUGUUUGUUUUAAACUUGGCAAUAUACAAGUAUUUGCAUCAAGUCAUUUAAAGGAAGGGGGGCUCUCCACCUUCUCUAGAGAAGCCAGUGGGGAACUUUAAUAAACUUCCUAUGUAUUUUUGUGGCUUGAA